This is a messenger RNA of Rhododendron vialii, 1539 nucleotides long. RefSeq lists its product as uncharacterized. The transcript is spliced from 3 exons. Bases 295 to 1320 code for a protein of 341 amino acids. Lineage: Eukaryota; Viridiplantae; Streptophyta; Magnoliopsida; Ericales; Ericaceae. The record is from RefSeq and is a predicted model, not a curated record.
CCUCCCUCCUUUGUUCAGUACCAAACUGACAGAUAAGCUUUCUCUCUCCCAAUUAAUUCCACCUACAAAAAUGCAACUCCUUCUAUCUCCUCCCUCCUAACAUCUUAUAUUGACAACCGCCUACCUAUAUUGACAACCCCCUACCACCACAUUCCAUUCCCAUUUUACCCACCCCACCCUUUAACAUCUUCACUCGCAGUUCAUCCUCAGCCCAAUUGACUAUAUAUUCAUUCCUAAUGCAUUUCCCAUUUUACCCUCUGAAGUCUGAACCCAAUUCAAUCUAUCACAGCUUCAAUGCCGCCUUCCCUCGUGCCCAAACCAGUUGUAGCCAAACAACUUGGAGAGCUGCUUCAAGAGCAGCAAGAGCCUUUUAUACUAGAAAUCUAUCUCCAUGAGAAAGGGUACUUGAAAAAGUCAGCUAGUUGGGGUCCAAAAAACGAGAGAAGGAAAGUAAUUCCGAGUUGUUCCAAGAUUGUGAUCAAAGCUGUGUUUAAAAAGCUUGUUGAAUCCUUUAGAAAUACCCAGAAAGCGAAGAUCAAUUCGGCGAGUGGAGAUGGGAAUCAUAGCGAUCGGGACAUUGGCAGGAGGAGCGACCAGGACAUGGCGAAUUCUGAACGAUUUUCCUCUGCUAGCGGAACAACAUUGUUCCAUUCUUGCUCUGGGAAUAGUGAUACAGAAGGCAGAACCGGUUCCCCGCAGCCAGAUAGUGGCAAUCUUGUAGAGGCAAAAGAGAUUGAUACAGAUAGAAGAAGGCUUCCAUGGAGAUGCAGGGAAGAGAAUAGUAAGGAACUUAGCCCUGUCCCAGAACUAGAAGAAGAAUUACCUUCCCAUGAAAAUUCACAAGUUCAAAACAAGAGACAAAGAAAUGCCAAAACGAAGGACUCUAUACUAGCAACUUCAUUCUGUAAACUAGUGUUCGAGUCACCAAUAGAUGAACCAAGUACUGAUACUCCGUCUCAGUACUUAACAGGGAAAAGGUUUUUGCAGCAAUCGAAACAGCUGCUGUUCGAUUGCGUGAGGGAGUUGGUGGAGACUCAUCGAUCAGAAGGAGGAAGGGGGAAAGAGUUUCUGGAAAUUCUGGGGCCUGCAGAGAUCUGGAAAAUCCUCAGUGAGGAUAUAAGGACAUGGAGUAAAUUAUCUGGAAAUGAAACUAACACAACCCAACUGGUGCAUUUUGAUUUUGCGGCCUCGGCUGAAAGAUGGAAGGGUUUCUAUAUAGAGAUGAGGGAAAUUGGUGCAGUAAUUGGAGAUGCCAUUCUGGAAGAUAUCAGUGAGGAGAUUGCUGUGGACAUGAUUGAGCUAGAACGGGGAAAUGUUUAAUGGGGAUCCAAACACAGCCUAAGUCUUUCUUUAAUGGAAAUGGCAAUACCACCUGUCCAGUUUUUCAGUCUUGCGAUCAUUGUCCACUGGGUUCCCUAAUCUGUAUUACCUUAGGAUAACCUCCUGAGAAGAGAGGUUUUAGUAAGUGGUACUCACCUGUAUAUUUGAAAACAUGUAUUUUAUCUCUACACGAUAAAGUUCUUUGUUUAUGUACUACGU